UGAGUUAAAAUAAGAAGCGAGCGAGCAAACUGUUUAUUUUUAAUAAGAUGCGAUUGUGUGUGUAUUUCAACAGCAUGGAUUUAAGAGGGUUGCGACUGGCUCGUGCCUUGGAAUUCACUGUCCAAGAGAUAAACAACAGCUCCGAUCUUUUACCGGGCGUCACUAUAGGGUACCACAUAUAUGACUCGUGUGCUUCUGUGCCAAUGGCGAUUAAAGUAGCUUUGCAGCUUGCCAACGGACUAGAUCCUGUAUUUAACGACACUGAUUCCUGUGCGAAAUCUGCUGCAGUUCCCGCACUGGUCGGAGAUUCUGCUUCCACGCCGGCUGUAAGCAUUUCAAGACUUUUGGGUCCUCUUGGAGUUCCACAGGUGAGUCAUUACGCAACGUGUGCGUGUCUCAGUGACAAGCGGCAGCAUCCUACUUUCUUCAGGACCAUCCCCAGUGAUCACCAUCAAGCGGCAGCACUGGCACGGAUGGUCAAGCACUUCGGAUGGACGUGGAUCGGAGCUGUGCGCAGUGAUUCAGACUACGGGAACAAUGGCAUGGCAUCAUUCCUGAAAGCUGCGGAGCAGGAGGGAAUUUGUGUGGAGUAUUCUGAGGCCUACUACAGGACCCAGCCACGCAGUAAAUUGAAAAGAGUGGCUGAUGUUAUUCGCAAGUCAUCGGCUCGUGUAAUAGUUGCCUUCAUGGGCGCAGGUGAUAUAAAAUUUCUCUUAGAAGAGCUGAGCCAGCAGCCUCCUCCCCCGAUGCAGUGGAUCGGCAGCGAGGCGUGGGUUACAGACCCCCAAAUGAUGCGGUUUAAUUUUUGUAUUGGUGCUGUAGGUUUCGCAAUUCCGCGGUCUGUUAUCCCUGGUUUUCGUAAUUUUCUACUUGACCUGUCUCCAGAACAAGCGCUUAAAUUGCCCCUGCUGACAGAAUUAUGGGAAAGUUCAUUCAGCUGUAGUCUAAAACGUCAGACAGGUUCUUCCACUGGAAUGCCAGCGUGUGAUGGCACGGAGGACCUGCGCGCUAUACAGAACCCGUACACAGACACUUCCCAGUUGAGGAUCAGUAACAUGGUGUACAAAGCCACAUAUGCUAUAGCGUAUGCCCUCCAUAGCAUCAUCUGUAACGAAAAACAAUGCGACAAAAACAUCAAAGUUGAGCACCGACGUGUUUUUGAUCAACUCAAGCGAGUGAAUUUUACUAAAAAUAAUUAUCCCGUUUCAUUCGACACAAAUGGAGACCCUGUGGCCAGAUAUGAACUUGUGAACUGGCAACUUCAAGGAGAUGGUUUUGUCGAUUUUGUGACAGUGGGUCAAUAUGAUGCAUCCAAGCCUAAAGGCCAAGAAUUCAGUCUGAACAGAGGUAUCAUUUGGUAUGAUAGCAGUGAAAAGGUGCCUGUGUCUGUGUGCAGUGAUAGCUGUCUUCCAGGUACGAGGAAGGCUGUGAAAAAAGGAAGACCUGUCUGCUGUUAUGACUGCAUUAACUGUGCAGACGGAGAGAUCAGCAAUGAGACAGAUUCUUUAGAUUGUCACGAAUGCCUACCUGAGUAUUGGCCCAAUAAUGAGAAAGACAAGUGUCUUCCUAAACCAGUGGAGUUUCUCUCCUGGGAUGAUAUCCUUGGGAUUAUACUGGCUGCUUUCUCUGUUGCUGGCUCUUUAGUGGCUUUGAGCAUAACUUUAGUGUUCUACAAAAACAGGGCAUCUCCAAUAGUAAAAGCAAACAACUCAGAACUAAGCUUCCUGCUUCUCUUCUCAUUGACUCUGAGUUUCCUCUGUUCACUUACUUUUAUUGGUCGGCCCACUGAAUGGUCCUGUAUGUUGCGUCACACAGCAUUUGGGAUCACUUUUGUCCUCUGUAUCUCCUGUGUUCUGGGGAAGACAAUAGUAGUGUUAAUUGCCUUUAAAGCUACACUUCCAGGAAGUAAUGUCAUGAAAUGGUUUGGGCCUCUUCAACAGAGACUUAGUGUUUUGGGCUUCACACUUGUACAGGUACUUAUAUGUGUGCUUUGGUUAAAAAUAUCUCCACCUUUUCCUUAUAACAAUAUGCAUCAGUACAAAGAAAAGAUAAUUCUAGAAUGCAGUCUAGGAUCAGCAAUAGGUUUCUGGGCUGUACUGGGUUAUAUUGGCUUGUUAGCAUUCCUUUGCUUUGUUUUAGCUUUCCUUGCCCGAAAGCUGCCUGAUAACUUCAAUGAGGCUAAGUUCAUCACAUUCAGUAUGCUCAUCUUCUGUGCUGUAUGGAUCACAUUUAUUCCUUCUUAUGUCAGCUCUCCAGGUAAAUUCACCGUAGCUGUGGAGAUAUUUGCUAUCUUAGCUUCAAGCUUUGGUUUGAUUCUAUGUAUUUUUGCUCCCAAGUGUUUCAUUAUUGUUUUUCGACCAGAGCAGAAUACAAAAAAACAUUUAAUGGGCAAAGUACCAUCAAAAGCCCUCUGAAAUUCAUGCAAUUGGCAACUGCUUAAUAUUAAAUAUCAGUCGUCCUUUAAUAUUA
Carassius carassius (crucian carp) is the source of this 2469-nucleotide messenger RNA. RefSeq names its product extracellular calcium-sensing receptor-like. The transcript is spliced from 5 exons. The record is from RefSeq and is a predicted model, not a curated record. Gene Ontology annotation, biological process: G protein-coupled receptor signaling pathway. The coding region runs from base 48 to 2414 and encodes 788 amino acids. Gene Ontology annotation, molecular function: G protein-coupled receptor activity. Gene Ontology annotation, cellular component: membrane. NCBI's taxonomy places the organism in Eukaryota, Metazoa, Chordata, Actinopteri, Cypriniformes, Cyprinidae.